GUUCAUUAUAGAAUUCCAACCCUCUAAACCCCAAAUCAUAGAGGAGGGUUUUAUUGCAGGCGUGAGGGAAAAGCAUAGAAAAGAGAAGAAGAGACGGAGGCGAUUCAAUGGAAACCCAAAAACAGAACAGUAAAAAGCGGAAGCAAGUUUUCCCAUACGGAAACUACAGGAGUUACUACGGAUAUCGAAUUGAUCAAGGCACGGAUGAAGAUCCUCGAUUGAAAGUGUUAAGAAAGGAAUGGUUUGAAGGGAAGGAGUGUCUUGAUAUUGGCUGCAACAACGGGAUAAUCACUAUACAGAUUGCACAGAAGUUUUGCUGCCGGAGCAUUCUUGGAAUUGACAUUGAUUCUGAUCGAGUUCAGGAUGCAUAUUGGAAUCUCAGAAAAUCUGCUAGAUUGAGCUCUUCUGGGAAUAAACCUGUGAAAGCCUCCAAACUUCAGGACAAGGAUCAUCCUGAUGAUUCAGGCAACAGAGUUACUGCCUUGUGAAGUGUUGAUACGAAGGAGAUUUCAAAGAAACAUUCUUCUCCAGAGCAAAUUGAUCUGUUUACUAUAGUUUCAUUUAAACGGGAAAAUUUUGUUCAGAGUCAACGUCCACCAGGAAAGAACUAUGAUACAAUUCUUUGGUAAGUUGCUGAGUUGGUUGUUUUUUCCCCCUGUUUCACUUCCUGAAACAUAUAUUUUGGGCCAAAACUUUUAAGGUGAGGGACUGGGGGAGGUAGAAAUUUGCCAUGCCUUAUGGCCUAUUGGAAAAGUCCUGUUCAAAUUUGUUUGAAUUUGAAUUUCUGUACUUUCUAGUCCUCUUUUUGGAUUGACUUCCACAGGGUAGUUGCAAUUUAUUGGAAAUAGUUUGGGCAUAUCCUAAACCCAAAAGUUAUCUCAAGAGCUAGGAGUGCUUUGGCUAUAUUCCUAGUUAAUGUGAGACAUCCUAACACCCUCCACUCACAUCCACCAAUGGAUAACUAAAGGGUAAUUUUGCAUGAUUGGACAUGUGUGGAUUGCCCGAUAUCAAGACUCGAUACGUGAUCCAUUGUUACCGGUAUCUUUUGAUUCAUGAUGCACUAUGUUUUGACUCAAGUAACUAGCAAUAUGAAUCAUUGAAAAAAUCACUGUGGUGUGGUUCUUGAAUCCAACCAUGAAUCAGAG
This is a messenger RNA of Vigna radiata var. radiata (mung bean), 1145 nucleotides long. Its product is annotated as probable RNA methyltransferase At5g51130. Bases 108 to 488 code for a protein of 126 amino acids. Gene Ontology annotation, biological process: snRNA modification. The record is from RefSeq and is a predicted model, not a curated record. Lineage: Eukaryota; Viridiplantae; Streptophyta; Magnoliopsida; Fabales; Fabaceae. The transcript has 4 exons. Gene Ontology annotation, molecular function: O-methyltransferase activity; RNA methyltransferase activity; snRNA binding.